AUGGAAUUCGGCAUAAGUAAAUGUGCAGCAUUGAUAAUGAAGAAAGGAAAGAUCAUGCAGAGCGAGGGAGUACGUAUUCCCAAUCAAGAAGAAAUUAAGUCAUUAGAUGAGGGGGACUCGUACAAAUACUUAGGAGUGUUAGAAUCAGAUGAUAUCAUGAGCGAAGAAAUGAAAAAGAACAUCAAGAACGAAUACUUGAGGCGAAUCGGGAAGAUCUUGAAGUCCAAACUCAAUGGAGGAAACAUCAUAACAGCAAUAAAUUCAAGAGCAGUUGCGGUCGUUCGAUAUAGCGCAGGAAUUGUCAAGUGGACAAAGGAGGAGAUGAGAAAAAUGGACAGGAAGACCAGAAAGUUUCUGACUAUAAACCGAUGUCUUCAUCCACAAGCUGAUGUUGAUAGGCUGUACGUAAAAAGAUCUGAAGGAGGAAGGGGAUUGAUAGGAGUUGAAGACUGUAUUGCCAUCGAAGUCCUAAGUUUGAGUAAAUAUCUAGAGAAAUCAACAGAAACAAUGUUGAAAGCUGUAGUGAAAGAACAAGGCCUGAAAGAACAAAGACCGAAUGCUGAUAACAUCAUGAAAGAGAAAUAUGAAAGAUAUAAAGCAAAGGAACUCCAUGGGAAAUUCAUCAGAGAUACUGAAGACGGAAGACACGGACUUACGUGGGAUUGGUUGAAGAAAGGAAUCAUAAAGAAAGAAACUGAAGGACUAAUAAUGGCUGCACAAGAUCAAGCCCUAAGAACAAAUGCCAUCAAAAAGUACAUCUAUAAAGCUGAUAUCUCACCAAAGUGCCGAUUAGUUGGUGUAAAGAGAGCUGAUAAGUGGUACGAUCACGAACCGGAGGGAGUGAUAGAAACAGAAAGGUACAAGAUCCUGUGGGACUUUAAGGUACAAACAGACCACCAGCUUGAACAUAAUCGGCCAGAUCUCGUGUUUUAUGACAAACAACAGCAGCCGUGUCAAAUUAUUGAUGUAGCAUGUCCAUUUGACACCAGGGUGGAAAACAAGAUGAAGGAAAAAGUCGACAGAUAUCAAGAUCUAAAGGGAGAAAUCAAGAGAAUAUGGAAAUGUAAACAAGUCGACAUCAUACCAGUGGUGAUUGGAGCCCUAGGAACCAUCCAUCGUGACAUGCCAGAAUGGUUGAAGAAGUUAGAGAUGCAUGAACUAAUUGUAAAGUUUCAACAAGCUUGUAUCCUAGGAACAGCAAGGAUACUGAGGAAAGUCCUUAACACCUAA
Penaeus indicus is the source of this 1230-nucleotide messenger RNA. RefSeq lists its product as uncharacterized. The transcript is spliced from 2 exons. The coding region runs from base 1 to 1230 and encodes 409 amino acids. The record is from RefSeq and is a predicted model, not a curated record. Lineage: Eukaryota; Metazoa; Arthropoda; Malacostraca; Decapoda; Penaeidae.